Molecule: messenger RNA, 3290 nt
Organism: Ictalurus furcatus (blue catfish)
Lineage: Eukaryota; Metazoa; Chordata; Actinopteri; Siluriformes; Ictaluridae
Gene: pex11a
Product: peroxisomal biogenesis factor 11 alpha
Exons: 3
Coding region: 958-1698 (246 amino acids)
Biological process (GO): peroxisome fission; regulation of peroxisome size
Cellular component (GO): peroxisomal membrane
Source: RefSeq, a predicted model, not a curated record
UCAUCCAUCCAUCCAACCAACCAUCUUCUACCGCUUACUCCUUCUUCAGGGUCAUGGGGGAACCUGGAGUCUAUCCCAGGGAGCAUCGGGCACAAGGCGGGGUACACCCUGGACAGGGUGCCAGUCCAUCGCAGGGCACAAUCACAUACACACUCAAGACUCUGAUCACCUUGGAUUAAAAAACAACAACAGAUUUUGAAUUAAUUCAUUUUUUUAAACUAGUGUUGUUGUUUUGGGGAAGAUGUUGGUUUUUUUUUUAACCUCCUUGUCUCAUGCAACAAUCCUAAACUGUGUACAUUUUUUAGAUCCAGAAAUGAUAUUUUCUAAUAUUGUUGUCCUGAACCUUACAUAUUUCAUUUAUUUGAUAUUUUAGACCCUAAUGUUAACAAUUCUGGACAGUGGAAGAUGAAUUUUUUUUAAGCCCUUUAAAAAAAUACUUAUGGACAUUAUGUUUACUUUUCAUUCAUGAAAGGGAUAAAAUGCCAUUAUUCUAAAUUUCUACAGUAGAAAUGAAUGAAAGUCAUGUCACAGUGCAAUCUACUAUUUGCGAAUAUAUUCCACUAGAUUCCUUUUUUUUGUUUCAUUUUUAGAAAUGUAUAAUGUUUAGAAUUCUAUAAUGUCAUAGAAAUACAUAAUUAUCACCUAAGUUUCAUGUGUAACAGGAGUGAAAUAUGAAAGUCGGGCCAUGAAGUCGUUUCUAUUCAUAUUUUAGAGUUUGUGUGAUUCACUGUGAUGUAAUAAACCUUUAACAUGAAUGAGUUUGAACUGGCCAUGUUGUUGUGAAACGCAUUUUCAAAGCCCUGCCGUAAAAGCUCGUGCGCAUGCGCAGGAGUUUUCCAAGUGGUACACAGUGUGAUCGCGCGAGCGCGGAGAGCUGGUUAGAGCACGCUGAGUGUCACAGUGUUACAUUGUUACAGGUUUCUCAGUUUAAACAGCGAGUCCGGGAUUUCGGUUGGAAUGGAACCUUUUAUUAAAUUCACCAAUCAGAGCCAAGGAAGGGAUCGCAUUUUCAGGGCGACCCAGUACGCAUGCGCUUUGGCCAAGUACCUGCUUCGAAACGAUGCAAAGAGAAAAGUUGUGGUGCAGAAGUUGCAGAGUUUGGAGUCCAGCAUGAGCUCAGGACGGAAGCUUUUCAGGCUUGGUAAUACAGUGAGUUCAAUUGAUGCAGCCGGGAGAGCCCUUUACCUGCCUGACCCUGUGCUGCGUUUCUGCCUCACCGUUGCCAAUCUGAACCGUGCCCUUUAUUUCAUCUGUGACAACGUCCUCUGGGCCAGAAGCGUCAGCCUCAUCCGAGAUAUCGACAAGGACAGAUGGAGCCUAAACGCCACCCGAUAUUACUUUUUCUCCUUGGUGAUGAACCUCAUCCAGGAUGCUUACAUGAUUGCCCAGCUCAUGGUCCAGAAGUCUCGAGAUGGACAAUAUCGGCAGAAAGUCAACCAACACCUGAAUGAGAGCCAGGACACUGCCACUGUCAUUAUUCCACAGCUUGAUGCAUUUCUGUUCCUACUCAUUGAGAGCCUCAGAAAUCACCCAGCUCUACUUCUUGAUGUGCUGAAGAAUGUAUGCGAUCUUUACAUUCCUUUAGAUAAACUGGGAGUUUACAGGACAAAUGAAGGGGUCAUAGGACUCUGUGGACUUAUUUCAUCUCUUAUAGGGAUACUGUUGGUUUUGAAGCCCAAUCUAAAAAACAAACCCUAAGAGAAGGAGCAUAGGCUUGAAGCCCAGACAGGAAGUACUUUUAGACAUCAAUUACAUGUUGAUGUAUGAGCUAUGAAGCUCAUAUAAAUAGUGCAAAACUGACACUGGAUUGAACUAGUGUCUUGGCUGAAUCACUUUGAUAGAGUCAGAGGACAUUUUACACAUCGAUGGAAAUGAUGUGCCCAGGAUGUAGUUAUCUUUGUGGUGCGAAUUCCAAAUGAGCUUUUCAUUUUUAUAUGAGAGCCAAUUUUAGGAUGUUUGAUGACACUGUCCACUUUAUCAGGAACACCUGCACAUCCAUGCAGUUCAGCAGCACAAUGCAUAAAAUCAUGCCGAUACAGGUCAAGAGCUUCAGUUAAUGUUCACAUCAAGCAUCAGCAUGAAGGAAAAAGUCUGAUCUCUGUGACUUUAACCGUGGCAUGGUUGUUGGUGCCAGAUGAGCUGGUGUGAGUAGUUCAGAAACUGCCGAUCUCCUGAAAUGUUCACAACAGCAGAGUUUACACAGAAUGGUGCGGAAAACAGAAAACAUCCUGUGAGAGGAGGGUCUGCAGGCUGAAUCACCUCGUUGAUGAGGGAGAUCAGAGGAGAACGUUCAGACUGGUUCGAGCUGUCAGGAAGUUUAUUGUAACUCGUAUCUCUACAGCCGUGGUGAGCAGAAAAGCAUCUCAGAAUGCACAUCACACUGAACCUUGAGGUGAUGCACUACAACAGCAGAAGAACUGAGGCUAGCAUGGGCACAGAUGCACCCAAACUGGACAGUUGAAGAUUAGAAAAGUCCAGAUGGUUUUUUUUUCUUCUUCUUCAAAUCUUCACCUUUCCUGUUUGGGUGAGUUGUGCCCAUGAUAGCCUCAGAUUCCUGUUCUUUGCUGACAGGAGUGGAAUCCAAUGUUGUUUUCUGCUGUUGAAGUGCAUCCGCCGCAAAGUUCGAUGGGAUGUGCCUUCUGAGAUGCUUUUCUGCUCACCAUGGUUGUAAAGAGUGUGAUUAUGAGUUACUGUAUCCUUCCUGGCAGCUCAAACCAGUCUGGCCAUUUACCUCUGACCUCUCCUAUCAAUAACCUCUCAUCAAAAAAAUUUUUUUGUUGUUUUUUUUCACACCAUUAUGUAUAAACAGUGUAACAGAAGUGUACCCUUCUGUUACCAACAACCACGCCACGGUUAAAAUCACAGAGAUGGCACUUUUUCUUCAUUCUGAUGUUUGGUGUGGACAUUAACUUGACCUGUAUCUGCGUGAUUUUACGCAUUGUGCUGCUGCCACAUGGUUGGCCGAUUAGAUAACCGCAUGAAUGUGCAGGUGUUCCUAUUAAAGUGGACAGUGAGCGUAUGUAUCUAUCUGACUGGAUUAGUACGAAUUACUGGCAGUUUCAGCACUUCUACUGAAUGGUCUGAGAUCAGUUAUAGUGAUUCAGAUCUUCAGACCUACCAUCCUUAAUGCAUUUUGCAUAGGAGCUCCACAUUUUAAUACUGGACUCCAGUGAUACGAGUUAUCUUUCAAAAAUAAGUGUUUUGAACUCUCAAAUAUUAACUGACAUCUUGUUUUGUCCUGGAUGAAUGAUCAUUCAUUUUGUGUGUGUGUGUGUGUGUGUGUGUGUGUG